GGAGUCGAGGCGGGGAGGCCAGGCAGGCAAGAGGCAAGAAGGCUGUGUUGAUGGCGAUCGUGCACACAAGUGAAGCCACACAUGUUUUGAUCAGUGACAGCCGGCCAAACCGAAUAUGACAUGGAUUUUCCUAUCCAUACUGUGUUUGUAAAUUUUACUGUGGACUUGGAACUUGGUUGCAUUCAAGAACGCUGAACAAGGAAAAGACCAGCCAGGAUUGUGUACGAACUUUGUCGAAGCAUUGGCUGGGGUCUGGAGUUGUCCAUUUUACUCGUUAUGACGUCAGUUCUGAAAUAAGUGUGGAUAAAAACCGCUGUGGUCAGUACUGUUGCUGAACUGAACUUUUGAAAUUUUUUAUUUCCCAGCGACAAUUUACGUUGGACUCAGAUCAAUACUCGGAUGUGUGGACAAUAUGAACAAAGAGAAGUCUGCUGUGUUCCAGUGCAGCUUUUGUAAGACCAAAUAUCCAUCUCCAGCCCAGUUGGAAUCGCAUCAGCUCAGCUGUUUUGUCAUUGUCAAGCAAGAAGUUGGGGCUGAAGAAGAACAUGGGAACAUCGCACAGACUGACAACACAGACUCACCCCCCGACAGCUGCACUUCCAGUAGCCGUGAUGCAGUCCAGGAUUCUAUUUCAUGCGUCAAGGAAGAAGUAGAUGAACAACUCUCCACAAACAUUUGUUCACAGAACAAGGAAACAAUGUCUCCAGUUGCAGAGACCUCGCUUUCCGAGAGCGCAGAGCGGCGUAAAAGUCAAGUACCGCCGGUAGUGGGUGCAGAAAAGAAGUCAAAGGAGAAGCCGGGGCAGGAACAACCGAGGACGGAAGAAGUGGCACGGCUUCCAACACAGCAGCCUCAUCCCAUACCACAGCGUGUGAGGAAGAAAAAAGAAAAAACUGAAAUUCCAACAAAGAUGAGAUCUCUCCGGCCAAAAGGGGAGGAGCCAUUUGCCAUGCUUUAUCGGAAUAUCAGGCCAGCUACCAGCAGUGCUGUGACCUCAUUUCUGCCGGGGACUGCCACUUCUGUGAGGGCUGGAAAUCCAACUCUGAGCAACCCUUCGUUGAUCUCAGUUGGUGCUCCUAGCAGUGUUGUUCAAACUCCGGGGACAGUGUCAAUCAGUUCUGCUAAUGAUCAGAGCAUGUCGACUUUCUCUUUCGGGCCCACUUUGGUUGCUCCUUCGUUUCAGUUCCCAGCACCUGCUCCCAAUGUGCAGAUGUCACAAGGAGCUGGCCCUGUACUGAGUUACUUUCCUUCCAUGGCGAUGCCCAUACAUGGUUUGAACACAAAUUUCCAGUUGCCUUUGGCAAAUUUUCAGCCAAACAUGUUUAUGGGUGUCAGCUCUGCACCGCUGUCAAUGACAAUGCCUGCCACAAAUAUCAGGUUAGAUGGCACGGCUCCUGUCUCCGAGAAUCUCAUAAGUUCCUCACAGGGCCUACCACAACCUGCCACGCAGAGCUCCCCGGUCUCGUCAACAGGGAGUGCAAUGUCUAAUGCUGCUGUCCAUAUUUCUUCCCCCAUAAGAAUCCCUGUAGUUGUAGAUAAACAGUUGAUAAGUCAGCCGACAGUGAGUGUAAGUAGUACAUCGAGUGCUGGCAUCCCUGUAUCUUCGCCUCUAAAAAACCCACUUGUAGUAGGAAACGAGACUGCUAAUCAACCACCAUCACAGAACACAGUACAAAAUGCAGCUUUCGCGGCCUCUUCUGUCUCAAAAAUUCCUUUGGUGGAGAACCAGCUAGUUCUUGUUGAUGCUGCGCAGAUUUUGACUCAAACCCACAUUAAGUCUCCGGUUGCUGCUGCCCCUAAUUUUCUUCCCGGUAAUAACAUUACACAUGCUGUUGUCGACGGCCCUUCGUCAUCCCAAGCCAUGGGCCAGCCAGUGCCUGUACUGACAUUACCAUCAAAUGUACUGGGCACAGUGGAGAAAAGUGCUAUUGUUGAUCCAGCACCUCCGAGGCUGAUGCCGACUCCAACCAACAGAAAAAAUAUGGAAACAAAUCCUCCAACUGUGAGGCAGCCGCGGAAAGGAAACAGAGUCCCUAAUGUUGUGACCACCACUUCACUGUCAGUGAAAUCUCCGGUUCAGAAUGUGUUGUCCCGUAAAACACUUGGCGGUGCAAAUCUUUCGGCUAUCUCAUCCCCUCAAACAUUAAAUGUGUCGGGACUAUCCUCACAAAAGAAUGCUGUAAGAAUCGACUUGUCUUCUCCUGAAACGAAGCCUCAUAGCGGCGCUGUUGCUAAUAGCCCUUCUCUGGACAUCCCUUCUUCCUUGAAGAACAGUGAAAAACGGCCACCAGAUGCAGGUGAAAAUUUGAAAUUAAGUAACAGUGAAAGUACUCUCAGCAAGACUCGGAGCUUGAGAGAACGUCAAUGUCCCAGCACAGUAAAUGGUCAUCUAUCAGCUCCAAAACCGAUUUCUCCAGAGAAAAACGCUAAUUCCAGAAAAAAAUCUGGGUUCAAAAACCUCAGAUCUACCUGUGCUCGCGGCAACCAGCAGAAACCAUCCAUGAAAACCAAGCCCCAUCUUCUCUCCCACGGCAAGGGAAGCUACGACGCACAGCAAGCACAGGCAAUAGAUCUGACGGUGAAGAAAUCUGACAGUUCGAUCAACGCAACCGUAUGUAGCCCCAGUGUGAAGCCCGCACCUAAAACCUCCUUACCAACACCGCAAUUGCAGGAAUAUGCUUUAGAUCUGACCAAGAAGAAAACGGAGCCCGCAGCAAAGCCAGAUGAGCCUGUAUCAGAAUCCCAGGUGUUGAAAGAGGGAGAACUUUCUGCAGCAGUCACUUCUUCUGUCACGGAAAAUACAUCCUCAAAUAAAAAAGAUUCAGGCCGGGUAGUUGCUGUUCACUCGGUGAGAAAACGUGCCAGAAAACGUAAGGCUUCUAACCCUUCUUUUAAACCUGUCACCGAGAUUUCCUCCCAGACAAAGGAUUCCUAUCCUGUAACCCCAGCUCCCUCACUGAAGAAACGGGCCAGACGCCCAAACAAAGCUUUUGCAUCCUCUGAAAAAACAAAGAUGAAACCAGCAGUGGUGACUCCUGUGUCGAGUUCCCUGACCACAUGUUCUUCGGUCAGCAACAGUGUAUUCACCGCCCCUCCUUCGGGUGUUGUGCUGUCACCCUCAGCACCCAGCACCCCCACCCCUUUGGUGAACUCGAGUUCUGUCGCCGUUACACCAACAGCUAUUUUCCCCCAGCCAAACAGCAAUUUUCUGGUUACACCUUCCUUCCUGCCUUUCACAGGGAACAACGAGAACAAUAUCACAAAUUUCCAGCUGGCAAACCAGGGGUUCCCUCUUUCAAAUGUGCAUGACAAACCAGGAGCAAAUGUGGUUUUGAAUAGCCCUCCUUCAGCACAAAAUAUUUUACUUCAAAACAUCAUCAACAACCAUUCGAGCAUGAUGGUUCCGUGCCCGGUCGUCAUGAGUCAUUCACCUGUGUUUCUACCUCCACUGUCAGUACCUCUGGCCUCUCUCCCCGUGCCAUCGCCUCAAGUUUCAGUGACUUCCUCUUCAGAGCAGUCGUCAUCAUUGACUCAGGGUACGAACCAGUUAGCUUUGCAGUCUCCAGUUUCAGUCUUAGCACCCUCGCUGUUACCUCAAGGAUCGGUCCCUUUGACUCAAACAAAACCCUCACCAUUACUUCAAGGAUCAGUGUCUUCGCCACAAAGACCCUCACCCUUACCCCAAGGAUCAGUCCCUUCGACACAAACAAGAAAGCUGUUGCCAAAGGUAUCGUCAUCGUCCAGUCAGGGGCUAAGGCCCCAAGCAUCUCUGCCAUCACCACAAACCUCAGCUCCCUCGGCCCAUGUGUCGGUAGAGCCACCGCCCAUGUUAGAUAAGCUAGCCAGCUUGACAGCGCAAGUGUCAGUUCAGUUAACUUUGACAAAGGUGCCUUUAUUGUCCUCGGUAACAGCAGUGUCAAAAGUUCACUUAUCACCCGCCCUUAUGACGUCCUCAAAACAGAUUUCUGCUCUGGAUACUAGUGCCCCAGCUCCGUCAGCUCACAGCCCACUUCUGACUCCUGGAAGAAUGACAGUUGGCUUGCCUCCUGGUGUGGCCUCAACUUCACCUGGUCAGGGGAAAAAACUGUCGCAGAAGAAGACAAGAGCAUCAUCAAAUCUCAAAUCCAUGUCAACUACACAAGUGACCAUGUCGUGCACUCAGGAACCGGUUUUGUCCACACACGUGUCGUCAUCUCGUACUGCUCCACUCGGCCCUCAACGAGGUUGGGGAAAAGAUUCAAGACGUAAGAGAAACAAAAAGGUAUCAACAGUGCAGCAGGGCAUGCCAGACAGAGAUGGAAGCACAACCAAAGCAACUAGGUCUACACCUAGAGAAAAAGUGGGAAGUGAGCAGAUCUCCUGCUCUCCUGUUAAAAAGGUUGAUUUAUCGCCACAAGUGGAAUCUAGCUCAGAAACCAAAAUGUGCUCGGCCAGUCGUGAAAAGCGAGUAGAUGCUGUCAUGAGUCCUUUGCCGGUCCCACAAGUGUCAGAUUCUGCACGGAUUACAGCGCCAGGAGGUAUGUCGGAGACCAAGACGAUGCUGGUGGGUCCUCUGACUAAGGAGGAUGUGAACAAGAUUCUGUUAAAUCCUUCUGUCCUUCAAAAUGUAGUUAGCGUCAGUGGAGACUUGGUCAUAAGUUCGAAGGCAAUUGUGGUUCCAUCCUCUAACGGCCCCCAAAAAGCGUCAAAUUCUGGACUCGCACUCAGUCCCAUUCCAUUUGCUCCAGUGCUGAAUGCAUCUUCAAGCACUGCACCUAUUCCGAUUGCGCCCUUUCCAGCUUCAUCAGUUGGACAUAUUCCAAUCGCACCUAUGCCAGCAACAGGGGUUCUCCUCCCCCACAUUCCCCCCCUUCCAUCAGCAUCAGUUGUCGUCUCUUCUGUUUUUACCCCUCAACCCUCGGUUGUGGUUGCACCUUCCACUUUUGCUUUUUCCACGCUUACUAGUCCAACAAAAAAUGACACCAGUGUUCACAGAAAUUCAUCUCCUAAGGUACACCGGCAGAUGUCUUCCAGGAAUACACACUCAUCUGUGUCACAUUUAAUGACACCCAAGUCUUCAGAGGCUGAUGUUAGUUUUGGAGUUGCAAAACCCACAGUCAAAAGACGUUCACCGAGCGAGCACCGUGAGCACAAGAGAAAGAAACGUCGAAGGCUAUCGACUCUGAAAUCCUCAACAGGCCGGAGUCCCCAAGACUGUGAGGGCUUGGGUAAAAUGAGAUCGCCCAAGAGGAAAUUCCUGUCUGAGAAAAGACGAGAAGAACUGGCAAGGGAAAGGACAAAAAAUGCUGGUAUAUUCAACGAUGAAAGUGAAAGACAGGGGCCACUGAGCACAAAUCCACGUCUUACUUUUGUGGGAAACAUUGAUUUGUUGACUUCGGCAUUAAAACCAGCCUCUGUCGCUCUCACACGCUUGGUUGUGAGUGACAAAGAACUAGAGCGAGCAACAAGAAAUUGUUUAAACAAGAAAAAUUCUGACUCACUCUCACUACAGAAAGAUACACACGUGUCCAACAAGAGCUUUGGGUCUCCUAGCAGAAAACCCCCUUAUAAAAAGCGUAAAAUAAGACGUUCAAGAGAGUGGCUGCCAACGGGAGAAGUGAGCAUCCUAGCUGCCAGAGUCCAGUCGCAGGCCGGAGCGGGCAGCGGCCAUGUUGAAGUCACCAGUCAGGCUUCCAGGAGAAGUCGCAGAAUUCGGCAAAAGCCAAAACUUGACUACGCUGAUCUCGAGCGACGGCCGUUCAAGGAUCUGGAGGGAGAGAUAGGAGGAGAUUCUGACUCUGAUUUUGAGUCGUGGAGGGAUGAUGGGAACUUUGAGAUAGUAGUAGAGCAUGAUGUUGAGGAAUAUAGUGAAAAUAAUUUUGGUCUCGCCAAUGGAAUAGAACCAGCUGUUGUGUCCGACAUCAAAGAAGAAGACAUCAAAGAUCUCAAAUCAGUUGCGCCACUGUCUGCCAAAAACUUGGAGCAGGUACCCUCUGAAAAUGCAGACCCGUUGACCAGAAAUGCAUGUGAAUCACACGUCGCAUCUCCAAACCAUACAGCCGUCAAUCGUGUCAUGUCAGGAAGCCAGGUAAUCUCCUUGGAACCAAACGGACGCAUGUUGCCACAGUCUUGUGAGAGUAUGAGCUCUUCUGCCCCGGUGAAGCCAGAUGACGCUGAAGGCUGCGAUGAGAUUGUUCCUUCUAACAAUGAAGAGCAGAACAUUCACUACAGCUCCGAGAGUGAGAGCGACAUAUUUGAGGAUGCAGGAACUGUUCCCGAAAAUGAACCAGAGAGGAAAAAACUGUUGCGUAAACGCCAGCAAGAAGUUGUCAAGUUUUUGUUGAAACAGGCAGGCAAUUUCACCACAGAAGAAGAAGGAGAUUGCCAUUAUUGUAAUAUUUGUAAAUCUUAUAAGACCAAUGGUGUCUUCAGCUUGUCCAAACAUUUGAACAAACACUUGAAUGGUACAUUGAAGGCGCCCUGUGUGUGAGGUCCAACUUUGUAAUGAGCAGUAGGUAUGUCAUCAGCUGAUGGUAUGCCAUUGAUAUGAUGAACAGUUAGUCAAAGUGACAUUUAUGCCUUUGGAAGUACUAGAACUAAUGAAAGCUAAGAAAAUAUUGUCGCCCUCAUUCAGCAUUGUAAUAUGUCAAAAUUUUAGGAAAAUGAAAAUCAAGUAGAUUGUAGAGUUUGAUGAGUUGCCUCAACUGGUCCAAGUCUCAUUCAUCUUCUUAAAAUUUUAAAAAUAGAAACGGCUUGAGACAAAUUAUAAACAUUCUGUAUUAAGUUAGUGUCCUGAGCAAAAUAAAAGUUUUUUGCUGCUCUUGAAAUCAUCUUAUUUUGACAUAUGACGAUGAUCAACGACGGCGACAAUAUCAUCAUCAGUGAUCCUUUGGAACCUCAGUAACUCGAAUUUUAAAAUUGUACAGAUGAGACAAAAAAAACUGUCUAACAUUGUUAAGUUUACCCUUAGGCAGUCAGAUUUUUGUCAAUGGCUGCUCCGGUGAACCUCUCUAAGGUGUUAUCGAGGUAAGAACGGGGCAGCGCGUGGCUUUCAGUUGCUCUAGAACAACCUCGCUAUCUCUGGGCUGUCUUUAAAAUGCACUUGUUUAGCAUGCCCUGUGUUGUUUUUAUGAUGUUCUGAUGGCCUGUCAGUGAGCUCUUUUGUUUUUUAGAAUAUGUUUUUGGCGAAUGAAAAUUUCUAUGACCCUCAACACAUCGAGUAUGAAAUGGCCGCAUGGAAGAAGAUAAGGAGGUUUGGAAGAUGAUAACAAUUUUCACUGGCCUUUUGCGCAUGAUAAGUGCUCUCUUAUAGCCUUGGUGUUACUUAAUGAGGUACAAAGGGUCAGACAUGUUGUUACGGUGGAUAGCGAGGUUUGCACUCAAUUCAAAGUGCGUUUUUGAGCAUUUGAAUCUACAUUUAAUAUUUAUACACAUUGUGUAUCAAGGUAUCAGGAAUCUUUUGGUGAAACAAACCAAAACCUAACAGGUUUUUGCCCAAAAUUCGAGUUAAUGAGUUUCCGUCAGAGCUUUGACAACAUAGUGGAGCCCGCUUAAACUGAACAGGGUUGGUCCGCAAACAGUGACAAAUGGUAAACUGAAAGAAGAAAAUUCCAGAAAUUUGGAAAAUAUUCUUUUUGGGCAAGACCUCUUUAGAAACCAAAAUUAUUGGCGCUCAUAUGACCUUAUGCAGUUGCGAGCGCCGUAAAACCCUCUACUAUGAAAAUAAAAACCAAAAUUGGGCUAAACAGAAGAAGAAAAUCCGGCAGUCGUGCAGAUUUUGGUUUAAGUGGACUCCACUGUACUUUAUAAAGAGGGAAAUUUGGCUACAGAAUAUGUGUAUGUGUUUGUGUGUGGGGGGGUUGUCUAUCAGAUUUUCAGUCAACUGGAUAAAUUUCAGUUUUGACUGUCCACAAGUAUUAUCAAGUGCUUUCAUGAUCAUUGUUAUUUAUAUCGUAGUCUUAAUGCUAUGAUGAAAGUGUAUGGUCUUUGCUGCUUUAUGUGUAGUGAAUAUAAUGUGUAUAUAUAUAUAUAUUAUUUUUGUGUACAUUGUCUUUCUGCUUUUAUUAUGUUAAUAAGACGUUAGAAGUGGAAUCAAACUCUCUGUAACAGCCACCUAUAACUAAGAAUUAAACAAAUGAGCUGUA
Messenger RNA from Aplysia californica (California sea hare), 8123 nucleotides. Its product is annotated as mucin-17. NCBI's taxonomy places the organism in Eukaryota, Metazoa, Mollusca, Gastropoda, Aplysiida, Aplysiidae. The coding region runs from base 413 to 6469 and encodes 2018 amino acids. The record is from RefSeq and is a predicted model, not a curated record. The transcript is spliced from 2 exons.